ACAUUUGGAUUUUCAACUUUGCGUUGUCUAAAAGGAAAGCAUUUAUAUGCAUAAUCCAACUAUUAUAUAAUGAAGAGCCAAAUGAGUGUGAUACUGCAUAUUUUCCAUGUGAAUCAAUUUUCAGCUUAAAAAACAAAGACAAAGUUUUGCAAUAGAAAUGGAAUCUGCAGAAUCAAGUCCACUGUCUGUUGUCACUGACUCCGAUAAUAGAUCAAAUGCUGAAGAAUUUAACUACAAGUACUACCAACCCUUGCACAUAGCAAUACUAAAAGGCGAUUGGAAAUCUACAAAGGCAUUCCUUGAUAACGAUCCAAGCACACUGACAGCAAAGAUUACGAUGCUUGGCGAGACUGCACUUCAUGUUGCAGCUUUAGGAGCUCAGUGGAAACUUGUUGAGAAAUUGGUGCAACUUAUGCCUGCAAAUAUGCUUACAGAAUUGGAUUCGAAGGGUUUUACUUGUCUUCACUAUGUGGCGGUGGGCAAAAGCGUAGAUACUGCCAAGGCAUUGGUGGCUAAAAAUUCUUCUGUCACACAAGUUACUUCUUUACCAGGAUUCACACCACUCUACCUUUGUAUCGCUGCUGCAAUAUCUAAAGAGAUGGUUUGGUAUCUUGUUUUGAAUACUACAGAACCUGCUUGUUGUCCAUUCAAUCAUAUGGAAGUUUUUGCUAUGGUUUCUGUCGGAUUUCACGAUAUCGCCAUGUACAUACUGCAGCGUUACCCUAACUUGGCCACUCCUUCUGAUGAUGCUGGAAGUACUAUACUUCAUGUUCUGUCACAAUAUCCAUCACAUUUUCAAAGUGGGCACAAUUUUGGGUUUUGGAAAAGAUGCAUUUACCGCUGUGUUCCUGUGGAACUUGAAUAUGGAAAUACAAUAUGGAAUGCACUUGAAUUUGUUCCUAGCAUAAAGCUGGUUAGAGAUGCAAAGUUGAGACAUGUAUCUGCGGUGAGAUUGGUUGAAUUUGUUUGCUCACAAGCUUUAACCAAGAAUGACUGUCGAUUCUGGCAAUCUGGUAGAAUUGUAAACGUGAUUUUCGAUGCAACAUCAUCUGGCAUAGUUGAAAUUUUAAGGAUUUGUUUUCGGUUUUUUCCUGAUAUGGUUUGGAAUCACAUGCCAAAUGGAGGGUAUGUGACUCAAAUUGCCAUCGAGAAUAGGCAAGAAAAAGUUUUCAGUUUUCUAUGCAAGAUGCCAACAAUCAGCAUCAUGCAAGUUAUGCAAAUCAUGUCAUCAACUACAACAUUUCAGCAUAAAGAUUCCGAUUACCCCCCUACAUCACAUUUGGCAGCAAGGUUUGCUUCUCAAGUUGAGUCAAUUCCAGGUGCAGCAUUUCAAAUGCAAAGAGAAUUACAGUGGUUUAAGGAAGUAGAAAAAUUGGAUAAUCCCCGCAUUAAAAAUUAUAAGGAUCGAGAUGGCAAAACACCUUGGCAAGUGUUUAAGGACAAUCAUAAGGCAUUGCUUGAAGAAGGGAAGAUUUGGAUGAAGGAUACAUCAAACUCUUGUAUGUUAGUGGCCACUCUUAUUGCAACGAUCGCCUUUGCGGCUGCAAUAACCGUACCUGGAGGAAACAACCAGGACAAAGGAAUACCAAUAUUUUUGUCAGAUAACACAUUCAUGGUAUUUGUUGUGUCAGAUGCACUAGCCUUGUUUUCAUCAAUGACUUCUUUGUUGAUGUUUUUAGGGAUCCUAAAUGCACGCUUUGCCGAAGAAGAUUUUCUCGUGGCAUUACCUCAGAAAUUAAUAAUAGGUUUGACUUUUUUGUUCUUGGCAAUAGUGACUACAAUGGUAGCAUAUGGUGCAGCUCUAUCUAUGUUGGUACAGGACAGACUGAAAUGGGCUCCAAUUCCUAUUGUUCUUUUGGCUUGUGUUCCAAUUGCUCUAUUUGCAAUACUUCAACUUCCUUUAUUGGUAGAAAUGAUCAUAUCAACAUAUGGAUCUCGAUUCUCAUAUGAAUAAAUGAAGGUUGAUAUUGAUUAUGAUAAGAUUUGCUAAUGUCUUUUAGGAUCAUGAUAUGAUUACAUGAUAGGAUUCAUACUCAAAUUGAUAUCAGAAUUUGGUUCUGACUCAUUUGAGUUACAGUUGUCAAUGUAAACAUAAAAACUACAUUUGAUAUAGAUAUAAUAUAUGCUUUGCUUGCUACAUGUCAGAAUCAUAUACUUGUAAUAUGGAUAAAACUGAGAAUCAGUUAGACCAAGCUACUUAAUGUCAUGUGAGCCUACUCUCAUUUGAAAUUUGACAAUCUACUUAAAAAGUUUUUCUGCAUUA
This is a messenger RNA of Trifolium pratense (red clover), 2263 nucleotides long. RefSeq lists its product as uncharacterized. NCBI's taxonomy places the organism in Eukaryota, Viridiplantae, Streptophyta, Magnoliopsida, Fabales, Fabaceae. The transcript has 6 exons. The coding region runs from base 158 to 1954 and encodes 598 amino acids. The record is from RefSeq and is a predicted model, not a curated record. Gene Ontology annotation, molecular function: protein binding.